Messenger RNA from Tupaia belangeri chinensis (Chinese tree shrew), 1634 nucleotides. It is a transcript of the gene GATD3, whose product is annotated as glutamine amidotransferase class 1 domain containing 3. NCBI's taxonomy places the organism in Eukaryota, Metazoa, Chordata, Mammalia, Scandentia, Tupaiidae. Gene Ontology annotation, cellular component: mitochondrion. The record is from RefSeq and is a predicted model, not a curated record.
CGUGGUCAGUGGGCAGCUACUGCGCAGGUUUCUGCGUGACCCUGCGAUCUUGCUGUGCGCGCGCUGCCAUGGCUGCGGUCAGGGCUUUGGUGGUGUCAAGGCUGACGGCAACCUCCACUUUCGGUUCGCUCCCCAGCCGCCUGCGCGUGUGCGGCCCUUCACGGCUCCGCGCCGCGCCCCGGGGCCAAGGUCGCGCUGGUGCUGUCAGGAUGCGGAGUCUACGAUGGGACCGAGAUCCACGAGGCCUCGGCGAUCCUGGUGCACUUGAGCCGGGGAGGGGCCGAGGUCCAGAUCUUCGCUCCUGAUGUUCCUCAGAUGCAUGUGAUUGACCAUACCAAGGGGCAGCCUUCUGAAGGCGAAACCAGGAAUGUCUUGACUGAAUCAGGAAGGAUCGCCCGUGGCAAGAUCACUAGCCUGGCUGAACUGCGUGCAGCCAACCACGAUGCUGCCAUCUUUCCUGGAGGCUUUGGAGCUGCCAAGAACCUGAGCACUUUUGCUGUAGACGGGAAAGACUGCAACGUCAAUAAAGAUGUCGAACGUGUCCUGAAAGAGUUCCACAAAGCUGGGAAGCCCAUCGGCCUGUGCUGCAUCGCCCCUGUCCUGGCAGCCAAGGUGCUCAGAGGUGUCGAGGUCACCGUGGGCCAUGAGCAGGAGGAAGGAGGCAAGUGGCCCUAUGCUGGAACCGCAGAGGCCAUCAAGGCCCUGGGUGCCAAACACUGUGUGAAGGAAGUGACCGAAGCUCACGUGGACCAGAAAAACAAAGUGGUCACAACACCGGCCUUCAUGUGCGAGACUGCACUCCACCACAUCCAUGAUGGGAUCGGGGCCAUGGUGAAGAAGGUGCUGGAACUUGCCAGAAAGUGACGCCACACUGCAGGGGCACAGCUCAGUGCCGUGGACUGGCAACCUGUUUUUGUCCUUAGAAUGUGGCAGGAAUUAUUUUUCUGCUUAAGUAUGUAGGCAUUUCUACCUAAGAAGGGGACUUUGCGUGUAUUGGGGAGGGGGGCGUUGGUGGGAGACAGUUCAAUUCAUCCUCAGCUCGGCCUAUCUUCCUUUCCUGUGGAGUAGGAGUCAGCGUCCACACAGUGGGAGCCGUGGCUCUCGGAAACGCAGCCGCUUGCCUCACCGUGUGUCCUGAAGAUUCAGAUCAGAAACAGCUGCUUCAGGAAGAGGGGCAGCUACUGUCCUAUAGCCUUAGAUUCAGUGGUUCAGGGUGCUUAGUUUUAGGGAGAAAAAAUGUUUUAAAUACAAAUCAGGGAACUAGAAAUACUUUUAGUUCGUGAGUAAAGAAAGACCUCUACUGUGAAGUAAAUAUGUGCUCAUCAAAGUAAGGGGAUUUCUAUUGCAGUUAGUCCCAUUAGCCACAGUGAGUAAACUCAUUUCCAAACUGGAAACUUCUGACAGCUACAUUUCAGCCUUCUGAAACUGGUAAAUGAGGACUCUAAUUAGGUUUCUUAAAUGAGCCUUGGUUCUCUUAGUUUUCAGGAAGAAAGGGAAAUUGCAGACGCUCAGCCUCUAUGAUUGACCUCCUGGGUGGAGACUGGAAAGUGAUCCCAGGCCGUGGAAUUUUUAGGUCGCAGUGGCUCACAGAAUACUUAUAAAGAAGGGAAAAUAAAGUACUUGGAUACCAUGCU